AUGGCUGAAGAGAGGAUUAAAAUUGAUGCCAGGGCUACCCGAAAUCAUGAGGCCUAUGGAAAUGAGCUGACGAAUUACAACGCCUCGCUGACGUCGUCCGUUCUCGAUUAUCGAAGGGAGAACGGCAGGGUGUAUCAUGGAUACCGUGAUGGCAGCUACCUCAUGCCCAAUGAUGAAGAAGAAGCGGAUCGACUAGACAUGUUGCAUGAAAUGAUCUUGACAACAAUGCAUCGGAAGCUCUUUCUUGCGCCUAUUGGCGAGUCGCCGACGCGGGUUAUUGACCUUGGGACAGGCACGGGGAUUUGGGCUAUUGACUUUGGUGAUCAGUACAUGGAUACAGAGGUAGAAAGACAACAAUUCGAGUGGCUCAAGCAUAUGCUAAGCCCUUCAUGCCUAGGUCAUUGGGUUCCUCCAAACGUGAAGUUUCUUGUUGACGAUAUCGAGUCCCAAUGGGUCUAUGACAAACCAUUUGACUUUAUUCACGCGCGAUUUCUUGCAAUUUCCAUCAAAAACUAUAAGAAGCUAUUACAGCAAGCUUACGAAAAUACUGUCCCUGGAGGUUGGGUAGAAAUCCAAGACUGGGACUGCACGCUGCGCUCGGAGGAUGGCUCUACCAAGAACACCUCUAUCGAACAGUACUACGAUAUUGUCAUUGGGGCAUUUGAGAAGGCAGGGUAUGAAACAAGGCCAGGACCCAACCUAGAACAGUGGUUCCGUGAGGUAGGCUUUGAAAAUAUCCAUGUUCAGAAGUAUCGAGCUCCGAUGGGAGUCUGGCCAAAGGAUGGGCAUUUGAAACAAAUCGGUCUCUGGAACCUCCACCAGGCAGGAACCGGCUUCGAAGCUGCCGCCAUGGCCGUCUUGACGCGAUAUGAAGCAUGGACUCCUGCAGAGGUGACUGUACUGGUUGCAAAGGCGAGGAAUGAUUCAAGGAAUCCUGACAUUCACCCGAUUUUUGAUUUCUACGUUGUAUACGGCCAGAAGCCCAAGAAUCCACGCUAG
This is a messenger RNA of Rasamsonia emersonii CBS 393.64, 999 nucleotides long. RefSeq lists its product as uncharacterized. The coding region runs from base 1 to 999 and encodes 332 amino acids. The record is from RefSeq and is a predicted model, not a curated record. NCBI's taxonomy places the organism in Eukaryota, Fungi, Ascomycota, Eurotiomycetes, Eurotiales, Trichocomaceae. Gene Ontology annotation, molecular function: methyltransferase activity. The transcript has 9 exons.